AUGACCAGCCAUCAGGCAGUAAAAAUCUUUAAGAAAUCUGCUGUCCCAGGAGUUGUUAUCAACCAGUUUGUGGACGAUAUUCCAAAAGGAUGCAGUACACCUGACUUUGAGCGGAAACCUGUUACUCUGACGUUGCAGGAAGGUAAAACUGCCAUUUUCAGAGCAGUGGUCAAAGGUAUCCCAACCCCUGAUGUGAAAUGGACACGUAUACAAGGAGGAGUGGAUGAUCCUGCCAAAUACCAAACAUUCUUCAAUAAAGUUACAAAUGAAUUCAUUCUGCAGAUAAACAAAGUCACUACAGAUGACAGUGAUUUGUAUCGUUGCGUUGCUGUGAAUGAAUAUGGGGAAGCUGCGUGCUCUGCUGGCCUCAGGAUCAUACAAGAGUUAAAGAAGAAGCUUCAGGACUUCAGGAAGCUGCUGAGGAAGCGGGCCCCAGCUCCAAAACCAAAACCUGUGGACAAAGAAGCAGUCUGGCAACUGUUGCUGCAUGCAGAUAGGAGAGAUUAUGAGAAAAUCUGUAUGAAAUAUGGAAUUGUUGACUUCCGUGGGAUGCUGAGAAAGCUGCAGGAGAUGAGGAAGGACACAGAGAGCGAACAAGGAGAGUUAAUACACAGUAUCAAAAACUUUGUACACAUCAAAGUCAACAAGGAGGGAAAAGCUACCUUCAGUCUGGAGAUGGACCUGAAAAACAGCAACAGCAAAGUUUAUCUCCUUAAGGACGGUGAGAGGCUCAGAUAUGGAACGGGGGAUGAAUACAGAAAACAUUGCCUGAGACGAAUUGGAAAAAGGUAUAAUUUCAUUGUCAACGAUGUGCAGCCAGAAGAUGCAGGCUUGUAUCAAGUCAGAGUGGAGGACGUACCUGUUUUCUCAACUGAACUGGAAGUUGAAUCCAUCCCUGUGAGAUUUGAGCAGCCACUCACUGAUGUGCGUUGUCCUGAGGAGGAAGAUGCUGUCUUUGAGUGCAUUCUACGCACACCCUGCUAUGAUGCUGUGUGGCUGCACAAAACCCACCUCCUCGAGGGAAGUGAGAAGCACGAGAUCUCUGUAACACCCGACGGUCUGACCCACCAGCUGAUUAUCAGAAAUGUUGUGCCCUCUGACAACGGCAUGUACACACUCGACACUGGACUCUGCUCCUCAAAUGCCUGGCUUAUUGUAGAGCCACCGCGCUGUCGUGUCAACAAACAGUUACUGGAUAUCAGGGUCCUGAAAGGGGAACCAGCUGAGCUGUCUUGCACCGUCAGUAAAGAUGAGGUGACAGGAACCUGGUUUAAAGAUGGAUUAAAGUUAACAAACAUGGAUGGAGUCAUUUUUGAAAAGGAAGGUCUAGUCCACAAACUAAUUAUUAAUAAAGUAGAAGAUAUUCAUGCUGGGAAAUACAGGUUUCAAGGUGGAGAUAUAAAAACUGAAGCUUCAAUUUUUGUUGAAGAUCCUCCACAGGUUGACAAAGUUCUCCUCAAAAACUUAACAAGUGUUCCUACUGUGGCCAAGGCAGGGCAGAAUGUAAAGAUCAAGAUCCCUUUUGAGGGCCGGCUGCCAGUCAGAACAAUGUGGCUAAAGGACAGAAUGGAGCUGGUAGAUGACACAAGGAUUCGUGUUGAUAAAACGGAGACCUUUACCAUGCUGUCCAUCUCCAGCAGUGAGAGAAAGGAUUGUGGGGAUUACAAAGUCAGGCUGAAGAAUGACAGUGGGGUCCUGGAGAUCAACUUAAAGCUUGUGGUAGUAGACAAGCCACAGCCACCUGCAGGACCCAUCAAAAUAGUAGAAAGCUCUGCAAAUGACAUCACCAUUCAGUGGAAGCCCCCAAAGGAUGAUGGGGGCAAACCAGUGCAAAGCUACAUCGUUGAGAGACAGCAGGUAGGCAAGAACGACUGGGUGGCUUUGGGAGAAACCCCCAGGAGCUGUACUACCUUCACUACUAACAAAGUGGAAGAAGACAUGAGCUACUACUUCAGGGUGAGAGCUGUGAAGGCCGAGGGAACCAGCGACGCACUGGAAUCGGAUGAAGUGAAGGCUGUCAGUAAAGCUUCACCUGGUGCCCCAGAUCCCCCUGAGAUUGUCAGUGCCAGCAGAGACACCAUCACAAUAUCCUGGAGAGCGCCUCGUAAAACUGGCAGUUCCCGAAUUGUGGGAUACUUAGUUCAAAAACGCAAGAAGGGUACCAUGACCUGGCUGCCAGUCAACAAUGUGCCUGUAGCAGACAAGAAGCUGAAAAUGACCAAUCUGAAGAAAGGUCUGCAGUAUGAAUUUCGUGUGGCUGCUGUCAAUGCUGCUGGCGUAGGAGAUGCCAGUGAACCCUCACAGCCUGUCUUUGCACGGGAUUCCAUGAGUCAAGUGCAGGACCUUAAAGUGAGCAGCAGUGACAGCACUAGUGUCACCUUGACAUGGAAGAGACCUGAAGCAAAAGAUGGGGGUGAUGUGAAAGGCUACCAGGUGGAGAUGCGGUCUUCUAACAACUUCAGCUGGACCAAAUGCAAUACUCUUCCCAUAGAGACAACAACCUACACCGUUAAAGGCCUCCAAGCCAAGGAGAUGUACUUCCUACGUGUGAGAGCCUUCAAUGACAGUGGCCCCGGAGAAGCCACAGAGCUUGAAGCCUGCAUCGAUGCUGCUGCCCCUGUAGUUUCUCCCAGGUUACUAAUAGAUGACACAGUGAAAAGCUUCCUGGUUAUAAAAGCAGGAAACGCCAUCCGAGUAAAUAUUCCGUUUGAAGCAUCUCCAGACCCAGUGGUGACCUGGUUAAAGGAUGGGCUUCCUCUUCCAAACCGGGCUACAAUAAACACCAAAGGUGGUACCACCCAGCUGCUGAUCAGAGCAGCUGAGUUCACCGACAGCGGCACCUACACUGUGGAGCUCCAGAACAGCUUAGGGAAAAGAGAAACAUUCAGCUUCCAAGUUCAAGUUACAGAUAUCCCACAAUCGCCUGGACCUGUUCACUUGGAAGAGAAUGUGCCAAACACAGUGACAGUAACCUGGGAGCCAUCAGCAUCUGAGAAAUGGGAAAGUAAUCUCUACUACACAGUCCUGAAACGUGAAUCACAGAAGGGCUUGUGGCAGCUGGUGGGUGACCUGAUCUACACCAACAAGUUCACAUUCACCCAACUGAUCCCAGGCCGGGACUACUACUUUCGGGUUGUGGCAAAAAAUAACUUGGGAGCCAGUGGUCCAUCUGAAACUGUGCAGCCUUGGAGAAUUCCAAAACCAAAGGCUGAAUUUCAAGUCAAACCACAGAAAUACAGGGGAGUUAACCAAAACAUGCCCCCGAGAUUCCUCGUCGCGUUGAAGCCUCAUGUGGUGACUACUGGGAGCGAGUGCCGUAUGAGCUGUGCGGUUGGAGGCCAUCCACCUCCAAAGGUCACGUGGUACAAGGACAGCAGAGACCUCUCCAAUGAUCCUACGUAUUUUUGCACAAACAGUUUUGGUGUCUGCUCCCUGGUCGUCCCAGGUGUCACAAAACAUGAUGAAGGAGAAUACAUGGCAGAAGCCACCAAUGAAUUGGGCCGUGCAUUUAGCAAAGCCUUCCUCACUAUUAAAGACUCCACCCUGUAG
Opisthocomus hoazin is the source of this 3549-nucleotide messenger RNA. The record is from RefSeq and is a predicted model, not a curated record. NCBI's taxonomy places the organism in Eukaryota, Metazoa, Chordata, Aves, Opisthocomiformes, Opisthocomidae.